AUGUUAAACGGGCUGUCUCCUUCUGAAGCUAAGGCUCUUCGCGAAAUUUGCAAUCCGUCGUACGAAGGUUCGUUCACGCUUCAAUGCCCUAUUUUAGACGAAUCUAUGGGUCGUACAUUGAAGAGGUUGAAAGGUUCCUCUGGUUCUGUGAUCGACUUCGUCGAGAAAACAUGGCUUUCGACCCACUACAAAAUAAUGGGCAUUGCUCGCCCCUUAAUUCAGCUUUGGAGCUCAUUGCCGCCGAGCGAUCCUCAUCUAAAACAUAUCGAGUCGGCCCUUCGUUUGUGGGGAGUAGCCUUUCGUGACGUCACUAUGAACCGGUGGAAAAAUAUUCUCCGCCAGAUGGCUCCUGAUUUCCUCAAUCUCUUGUCUGAUCCGACAAUCUUUUCGAACCGUGAAAGGUCACGUUUAUUUGGUGUCCAUUUUCUCAACGCUAUGGCCAAGAAAACUGAUGAGGAGAAUAAAAUAACCAAAAUCGGGCGCAAUGCCGGCCAUUCUCAAUCGUCUAAACGUCCCUUCAAUAAAUUCGCUCGCAGUGGCGGGGCAACUACUCAGAAAUCAUCUGCUGGGCCUUCAUCCGGAAAUCAUCGCGGAACUGGAAGCAAUUCUCAACGCGCAUCUGAUUUCCGUGGUCGCCGUGGUGGUUUUCGUGGCGAUCUUCCUCUAGUUCCCGGUUGGUCCAAGACUUAA
Daphnia magna is the source of this 690-nucleotide messenger RNA. RefSeq lists its product as uncharacterized. Bases 1 to 690 code for a protein of 229 amino acids. The transcript is spliced from 3 exons. Gene Ontology annotation, molecular function: 3'-5' exonuclease activity; 5'-3' exonuclease activity. The record is from RefSeq and is a predicted model, not a curated record. Lineage: Eukaryota; Metazoa; Arthropoda; Branchiopoda; Diplostraca; Daphniidae.